AUGAGGUUUCAAAUGGUUUUCUUUACUUCAUCCAUCUGCUUUGGUGUCAUUUCAUCGUCUCCCUCCAUGUCCAACCCUUCGCCUCCGCCCUCAGACUUGAAGAGGAGAAAGACAGGCUGUUUAAAAAUGAGUAACUGUAGAUGCAUCAUGAAGGAUGGCUCAGGGGUGAUAAACCUGGCAGCCAUGGCGGAUUCAGAUGGAUUCUUGGGACACCUAAAGCCUGUGCCAUCGGAGAACGCACCACCAAAUGCAGAAAUCCUUCUCUCCUUCAGCCCCUGUCAGCCGUUCUCUGAGCCCGAGGACCUCGCAGGGACAGACUGCACGGAUGUGGCUGCCUGUUUGACAGUCAGGUAUGUACUUUUUUGUAAAAAUCAUAAUAGUUUGACAAAAAAUACACAAGUAGUGGCAGUCUUUUGUGUUGGUCAAUAUUACAUUCUGUGAAGCAUCGAUAUAGGCCUAAGUCUUUACAGAGGACCCCAAAGAUUAAUCAAAUUAUUCAUUUACUGAGCAGGUUUUACAGAAAUAACAGGUACAUCAGUCACUACAUAAACUAUGGGAGACAUGAGGGCAACGUAUUCCAUUACAACAACAGCUUGCAGACACUGUCUGUUUCAUAUUCUGGUAAGCAGAAGUGUAAAUCAGAAGUGUCAUUAUUAUUGUGGUCUGUGUGCUCAACACUGACAUCAGCUUUCCCUUUCUCUAGUCCUAGAGUACACCCACCCCCUGACAGUAGUACACUACCAUUGUAGCCCCAACAGAUCCACUUCCUUCGCCCAACACUUUGAUAGAGACAUUCCCCUGCAGAUCUGGGUGGAGAGUCCCUGUGCCUGUCCAAACGCCUGUGCCCUGGGGGACGUGGGUCCUGGCACCAUCUUCCUCAUCAUCCUCUCCCUCAGCGCCACUGCCUACUUUAUCCUGGGUAAAUACACUGUAUCCACAUCUAGAUACAGACAGGUGACAGCAGGUGUCUUACUAUAUUACUGUGUGCCCUCUUUUGAGCCCCUUCUAACCUCCCCUCGUCUCCUUCCCUCUCCUCUGUGCUCCUUUCUACAGGGUCCUGUGCUCUGCGGCCGUUCAGGACAGGCAGCGGAGUGCAGAUCGCUCCAGAGGAAAGUCUGUGGUGCAUGCUCUGUUACAUGUUCACUGAACGCAGAGGGGAUAGGAGGAGGAGAAGAUACAUCUCCCUGCGAGAGGAAACCCUAUGAAGCGUGGAAGAUAGUAUAA
This is a messenger RNA of Coregonus sp. 'balchen', 1224 nucleotides long. The record is from the annotation of a GenBank genome assembly. NCBI's taxonomy places the organism in Eukaryota, Metazoa, Chordata, Actinopteri, Salmoniformes, Salmonidae.